AUGAAGAUAUCUCUACCCAUAGGUCUCACAACUUUCCCCUCGGCCAAUGCACCCGCCGAGCAAGUCCGCACCUACAUCACCCAACUCCUUGUCAACAAACAUGACGUGCCCAUCGAUGUCGCCGAGAAACAUGCCAGUAAAUGGGAGAUUGGCCGGUUCUCUCAGCUCAUGCCAGCCUCUCAAGAGACGUUACAGCGUAUCUUCGGGGACAAUGUCGGGUGGUGUAUUUUUAGUGCGAUCCGGGAGGAUCGAAUCGAGCUCAUCAAUAAAAAACCAUCGGCAAUUCUCAGCGGGUGUAGAUGA
Penicillium coprophilum is the source of this 303-nucleotide messenger RNA. RefSeq lists its product as uncharacterized. Bases 1 to 303 code for a protein of 100 amino acids. Lineage: Eukaryota; Fungi; Ascomycota; Eurotiomycetes; Eurotiales; Aspergillaceae. The transcript has a single exon. The record is from RefSeq and is a predicted model, not a curated record.